Molecule: messenger RNA, 3454 nt
Organism: Liolophura sinensis
Lineage: Eukaryota; Metazoa; Mollusca; Polyplacophora; Chitonida; Chitonidae
Exons: 12
Coding region: 1-3276 (1091 amino acids)
Molecular function (GO): protein binding
Source: RefSeq, a predicted model, not a curated record
AUGAAUGUGUUGUCUAGUGGGACCUUGUCCCCCAUUGGGCCUGAUGGUGUGUAUGAUUCAGUGAAUUAUGUUGACAACUUGACGGACAAAAUGGCAACUUUUAUGCUGGAUACGAAGGACGUUGUCAUGGCAACGGACACAAUGGACCACUUGUCCAGCUCACUGCCGACCAUGACAGCUCGUGUGAAUUUCAGUCCUGAAGUCGUGUCGACACCGGCGAUGUCCACCGAUUUGUCAUCAGUAGGAAAUACUUUAAUGAGUUCAUCACCGUCUCUCGCCGUUACAUUGACUUCAUCUCCUCAUCUUACUGUUGCAAGUAUCAACAACGACAGCGUGGAUAUAAGUAUUACUCCAUCCCACAGCCGAACUACAUCUCUCAUUGAACCGACGAUAUUUUCAAGUGAUUAUACACCUUCUCCAACACCAGUUUUUGACAUUUCAUCUGCGAUUGACACAAGUAACAAUGUAUCCAGUACGGUGACACCAACUCCUUGGUUGACACCUUCUCAGGCAUCAUCUACUCAACUGUAUACCCCCAGUAUUAAGGCAUCACCUGUAGGAGUCCCUGUUUACCCAUCCACAGACAUGAUUAGUAUUUUACCAGAUUCCACGAUGACCACAGGGAGCAGCUCAGUGAAUGCCACUAUGCCUGCACCAAUGCCAUCACCAGCAGCCAAUAUUUCGCUUGGCCUGGCUAUCGCUCUGCCCAUCUGUAUCGCUGUUGUCAUCCUCCUGCUGGCUGUAAUACUGCGGUUGUUGCUCCGUAAACGUAAGAAGGGACUGCAGAAAGAGAGGGCAGAAAAUGACAAAGAGCUAUGGAUGAACACGACUUUAGAGUUACCCCCCUUGCCUCCCUCCCCUGUCAGUUUGGAGAAUGGACACAUCAUUCCUCUCUCACAAGCAGAUCCACAAAAAAAUGCUGGUAGUUCGGAGUAUGAAGUAAUCCACGAGUUUGAUGCGAGACUGGACAGUCAGUUGUCAUUAACAAUGGGGCAGUCACUAAGAGUGGUCGAAAAGGCCGACAAUGGUUGGUGGAGAGGUUGUCAUGGCAACAAAUCAGGCUGGUUUCCUGGGGAGUAUGUGAAACCUUUGAAUGAAAAAAAUGACCCAGAAAUAUUGGAGAUUUCCAAGAUUUCUGAAGUAUCUGAUGUCGACCAGAGCUUCACACCGUCUAAUUCAGUCAAGCCAGCCGUCAGUUCCUUUCUCAUCCGAAAGAAAGGUCAGGAAGAUAAGUCCCCCGCUGAACUCCUGAAGGAGAGCAAAGGUCAAGGUUACAGUACAGAUCAGAAUGCCAAUGGAGUUAUCCCUAAUGGGAACAUACAGCCAGCUGAAAAGGACACGCAGGAGGAUAUGAAACAGGAGAGCAAAGAUGCUGCAUUAAAUUCCCUCGAAAUUGGAUCCUCAGUGGAUGUUAACCUGUCAGAUUUUCACGAGGAAGCAAACCUAAGCAUGGAUGAGAAGUACCGUGUCUGUUACCAAUGGCAACCAGACCCAUCAAAUCCGAACCGAGUCAGUCUCAAUGUGAAUGACAUUGUGACACGGCUUGAGGACAUUGACGUGGGCUGGGUGCGGGUAAGGAAGGAUGCCACAGGGGAGGAAGGGGUUGUGCCACACACCUACCUGGGAAGUUUGGAGGACCCAGUGGUAGAGGCCUCACAUAGGAUCCAGGAUCAGCUCCAAGUAAACAGACUGAGCUCUGGCCAGGAGCAUCUCAUGGGAAUAGAGCACCGUGCCAUCUACCCAUACAUUGCUCAGCAUGCAGAGGAUCUGAGUUUUGAGGAAGGGGAGAUAAUCGUGGUUCUGAAUGCCCUGGAAAAUGGCUGGUGGCAUGGCCUGAAGGGAGAAGAAGCUGGCUGGUUUCCAGGUUCCUAUGUGGAGUUGAAGGAAAGUGGUGGAAAUACACCCCCUGGUGGAAUAUAUGACAAGGGAGGUAACUUCCUGAGUGAUCAAAUAUCAAGUGGACCAGGAAGUCAGAUAUCGUCUCAGAAUUCCUCUCAGUCUGACUUAGUGAGACAUUUAAGUGAAACGUUACUGAGACGGAAAGAUUCCACAGGGGACACCGUUUCAACUGCAUCUGCGUCUACAUUAGGCUCAGACGAAACACGACCAAAACCUGUGAGGAAGGCUCCAGCACCUCCUGGUGGCACAAAGUCUACUAAGAAGAAAUUUUUGCGCAGGCCAAGUAGACCUGCUCCACCUCCACCAGCCCCACCUACAGAGUCAGGAAAGGGAGAUAAUCCAAGCUCUGCAUCUGAUUCUGGAGACACAGUAAUAAUGCGCACCGGUGACAGAGACUCUUGUGUUUCUUCAGAGAAUAGAUUCUCUGUGGACAGUUCAGUUGGACAGAACUCAGACUCUCCCGGGGAAAAGCCCCCAUUACCCAAACGCUUUGUCACACCGAAAAUGGUGAAAAUUCCCAAGAGGAAGUUGAAGCUACAAAACUCCACAAUGUUACCGACACCUCCAGAGAGACCUGUGCCUCCCAGGCCAUCCCCUGUGGAAGGAAAGAAUAAGAAAAGUUACAAGAAAAAGUCAUCAAAAAAAUCUAAGAAGACUGAACCUAAAUAUCGGGGAUCUGUGAGUAAACUGAGUAAGGCAGAUAUUUCUGGCCCUCUUCCUGUGGAAGAAAAGAUAAGUGUGAAAACAGCAGACCCUGUGAGCCAGGCUUGUGAAUCUGUGGUAGAUUUGAAUGGAAGCAAAGACGAUGUGUUCAGAGAUAAUGAGGAAGUUUUGCCCAGAAUUAACUCUCCAAGUCCAUUGUCGUACAAAAAACAGCGUAUGGAGAAGACUCAGUCUCACGUUCCUCCACCUGUAGCUCCCAAGCCUAAACACGUGUCCCUAAACAGAUUGUCACAAAAUUCUUACCGACACUCUGGUUCAGACGUGGACAGGUCCCCCAGGAGCAGGAGUAACUCACCCAUAAUAAAUGGUCAACUACCAGUCAUCAGGGUGUCUGAGCCAGAAGUGCAGCAUCCCGUGCCAAAACCACGACGACGCAACUCAUCAGAGAACGAGAUAAACUCCGAGGGAAAUAUACCUAUCGAGAUCGUGGAUACAAGGUUGAGGCAGAAGAAGAAAUCACUGAAGAAGGCUGUGCGUAAUUACACAGGGAACAAAGGAGAGCUGAGUUUUGAACAAGGCAGCUUUAUUAAACAGAUUAAUGAGGUAGCUGAUCGCCCUGGCUGGUAUAUGGGGAUGUUGGCGGAUGGCACAGUAGGCCAAUUCCAUGAGAGCAAUGUGGAAGAUCCAACACUACACAAGCACAGCUUGGCCUGAUACCCGUGUAACUCACCGAAAAUCAUAGUGUGGUGGACUUCAAGUGAUGAACGGAAUGGAGAAUGCUAGGGCAAAUGGCCACCAGUAUGUACUGUGCUGGGAUCUGUGGUCACCAGAAUUUAGUGUGUGUUGGGAACAGUGAACAAGGAGUGUGCUGGCACCAAAGAUCCCAUCAUCA